This is a messenger RNA of Symbiodinium natans, 516 nucleotides long. The record is from the annotation of a GenBank genome assembly. NCBI's taxonomy places the organism in Eukaryota, Dinophyceae, Suessiales, Symbiodiniaceae.
AUGGGCGCCGGUGCCUCGAGUGCCUCACGUGUCAGCGCGUCCGCCUUACUCGCCGAGGUUCCCGACGAUGAGGCGCUGCUGAGCGUUCUUUGCCAAGAUGUGAGAAGUGCCCAACGGCUGCUGCGCCAAGCGGAGCGGCUUAUGCCACUGGCAGAAGCAAGGUGUGCAGAAGAAGCAGCAGAGCGUGGAGAGACAUCGCAACCAUCAAAGACGGAAGCGGAGCUUGCUGAAGGCAGUACGCCCAGACGCAAGUUGAGUAUCCAUGGCAUGGAUGGCUCAACGUUUCACAUUUCCGUGGAGGAUGCCACCACCGUUCAUGAUCUGUCAAGAAUCAUUGCAGAAAAAAGUGGCGUGACGAGUUCUGGGCGAAGUAUGGUGUUGACCUCCGGCUGUCACGUCCUCGACGAUACCAAGCCGCUGCUACAGCAGCUGACUGGCGAAGAGGUGACUUUCGUGGCCAGGAGGGUGUCCGCUGGAGACGCAGCAGUGAGCCUGCAGCGAGCCUUGAAAGGCGAG